AAAAUUCGUGGCGUUGCCAGACAAAUCUAGAACUGCUGUGUCGGAUUCAAGACGAAACGAUCAGUAAAUUUGUGUUUAAUAAGGGGAAGACUCGACUCUAAACCAUGCCAUCUGGUAAAAAUUUUAGAAGAAGGAGGGCUGACUCAUCAGACGAAGAAGAAGAUGAAGCGAUAACUACCGAAGUGAGAUCUAAAUUGGACGAAGUUAAAGAAAUACAGAGUCUACGGAAAAGGCAAACUGGUGUCAGCAUUGCCGCUCUUCUUGUUGGAGAGAAACUUCCUCUGGAGGCCGAAAUAGAAGAUGACCCAUUUAAAAUGAAGACAGGAGGCAUAGUUAACAUGAAGAAAGUCAAAGAUCGGAAUAGGGACAUGACUGAAGAUGAGAAUGAUGAUCUUAACCUUGGGACGUCAUUUUCUGCAGAGACGAACAGAAGAGAUGAAGAUGCCGACAUGAUGAAAUACAUUGAGACAGAGCUGAAGAAGAAGAAAGGACUGGUAGAGGAUGAGGAGCAGAAGGUCAAAGUAAAGAACCCAGAGGACCUGCUGUAUGAGCUCCCAGAGAACAUCCGCGUCAACUCCGCUAAAAAGACUGAGGAGAUGUUGUCCAAUCAAAUGCUUAGUGGCAUCCCAGAGGUGGACUUGGGAAUUGAUGCAAAGAUCAAGAACAUCAUCUUUACAGAAGAGGCCAAAGCAAAGCUUAUUCAAGAACAGAAGAAUAAAAAGAAAGACAAUGGGACAUCAUUUGUUCCUACAAACAUUGCUGUGAAUUAUGUCCAGCACAACCGAUUCUAUCAUGAGGAUCAUAAUGCUCCUCAGAGGCGCCAUCGAGAGGAACCCAAAGCCAGACCCCUGCGCGUAGGAGACACUGAGAAACCUGGACCCGAGAUGUCACCACCACACCGCAAGAGACCGAAUAAUGAGAAAGCAACAGAUGACUACCAUUACGAGAAGUUUAAAAAGAUGAAUCGAAGAUACUGAUGAGCUGGACAAUAAUCAUGUUUUCUUGUCUUGUUUUUGUUUCCUUGUUUCUUGUUGUAAAUAGCCUUUUUCACAUGAUUCAGAACAAUGCCCCAUAACCCAUAUCUGGUGUUGUUGGAUGUUCUUGUGGUAUUAAUUUCAGAAGAGUAUUUUAAGCAUUUUUGUCAGCAGACAUUCAUUUAAUUUUAGCUUUUAGAAUAAAUCUCCCAAAAAAUGA
Molecule: messenger RNA, 1194 nt
Organism: Alosa sapidissima (American shad)
Lineage: Eukaryota; Metazoa; Chordata; Actinopteri; Clupeiformes; Clupeidae
Gene: c13h9orf78
Product: chromosome 13 C9orf78 homolog
Exons: 9
Coding region: 105-977 (290 amino acids)
Biological process (GO): mRNA splicing, via spliceosome
Cellular component (GO): spliceosomal complex
Source: RefSeq, a predicted model, not a curated record